This is a messenger RNA of Oryzias latipes (Japanese medaka), 7116 nucleotides long. RefSeq names its product proliferation and apoptosis adaptor protein 15 (gene pea15). The record is from RefSeq and is a predicted model, not a curated record. Gene Ontology annotation, molecular function: protein binding. NCBI's taxonomy places the organism in Eukaryota, Metazoa, Chordata, Actinopteri, Beloniformes, Adrianichthyidae. Gene Ontology annotation, biological process: MAPK cascade; regulation of apoptotic process.
GGGGAGCACAGGGAGAAAAGGCGUUUCCACGUUCCAGCAGCCGGUCACACAGCGGAGAGCAGCGCAGAACACACACCGACUGGAGGACCGAACCGAACCGGCACCGAUCUGAGCUGUCACCCCCCUCGACGCUGACUGAGUGACAGCUGGUCGGAACUGAGUUUCCCCCACCGAAGCUCAGCCUGAGCUUCAUCACCGGACCACUUUGAAUCGCGGAAGCGAAGCAGCAGAAUCAAACCGAACCCGAACUGGACUUUAUUUGCCUUAAGAAUUGCGCAUCUUUCUGCCGAAAAAAGGAUCUGACGAAACGUUCCCGCAUCUCUGCCGCUGAUUCCUGAGACCAUGGCGGAGUACAGCUCUCUGCUCAGCGACCUCUCUGAAAACAUAACCAACGAGGACUUGGAGCAACUCAAGUCAGCAUGCAAGGAGGACAUCCCUGAGGAGCAAAGCAACAACAUCACCUCCUCCAAGGAAUGGUUCAGCUACCUGGAGAAGAACGACAAGCUGGCUCAAGAUAAUCUCUCGUACAUCGAGCACAUCUUUGAGAUUUCCCGGCGGCCGGACCUGCUGACCCGGGUGAUCGAGUACCGCACUACUGUGCUCAAGAUCUCGGAGGAUGACGAAAUUGACACCAAGCUCACACGCAUCCCAUCUGCCAAGAAAUACAAAGACAUCAUCCGCCAGCCCUCUGAAGAUGAGAUCAUCAAGCUGGCACCCCCCCCUAAAAAAGUUUGAGGUCCACACAUGCAGCCCCGAUCUUUGCGCUUGAAUUCUCCCCCAAUCACAUCUCAACCCCCCUCCAUAUCCCCAUCCCAGCACCCAACCACUCACCCUCAUCCAGCCAUUACUUCAUUCCCCCCCCCCCCCCUCCAAUUCGGGGACCACAGGCGAGACACAGGACCAUGCCUAGAGACACCCACGAGGCAACCAAUCCAAUCGUAGCGAUGCGGCUUUGUCUCAGGAUGGGGAGGGGUUGACAUUUGACAAGUUGGGGCAUCAUGUGAAGGAGGGGAGCGGGGGGUGAGGGUGAUAUUGUUUGAACACUGUCUAAAUUCAGAGGCUGCCCCCCCCUUCCCUGAGUAGCCUUCAGGUGAACCUCUGCAGCCCCUGAAUUCAGACAGGCACCCCUACCCAUCCCCUCCCCAGAAGGUGGCAGAGUCUGUCCCCGGUGAAUGAAGGCGAGAGGAUGUUUAUGCAUAUUUAAGACCAAAUAUUCACUUGGUUAGUUUCCUGCUCUCUUCUUAACCAGCUAACCCUUCAGUGCAGACCAGCCGAACAGAUCGGACCCCCAGUUUGACCCCCCCCACCCCCCACCCCCCCCCAAAAAAAAGAAUUCAGUCCAUGGAAACAUAGAAAGGAGCCUGACACAUUUAUUUCUUCUUUAAAUCAUUCCUCAAACAGGAGUUUUCCUCCGUUUUCCCAGCACUAAACCAUUCCUAUGUGCUCCCUUUAAUCUGAAAAGGCUAACCACAUAUUUAAAGAGCAAAAAGUAUUUUAGUCAAAUAUAUUUAACGUCGAUUUUCUUUUUUUUUUAUACAAAACGCCAAUAUUUGCCUUUAGCUGAUAGUAACUGUAGGAAUUCUUCAGAGGAGCUCUGUGGGCUUUCAGAGAUGUAAAUACAAAAUGAAAAAACAAUAAGAAUAUACUCUACAUAAUAUAAUUGGCUGCAGUUUAUGCACAAAUCACUUUGCAGAAACUAUACAUUUUAUCAAAAGUCUCUUGUAAUUUCUUCUCAGAUGAAUUUAUUACACUGAUAGAAGACACCAUGCAAUUAUACAAUUAUAAAAGCUAAUAUAAUAUAAAUGUUCCAGCAUUGAGGCUAUGAACAAAAGAACAAGUGAAAGAUUCUCUUUAUUUCCUUUCACUGAAAUGUCACGGUGUCUCUUAUCAGGGCUAUAAGUUUGUUUCAGUAGAAAUUAGACACUUCAGAUUUAUAGUUUCUGCAUUUCAUUAGAACCAGAAAAUGCUGCAGAAAUAAUCUGAGAGUAUUAUUUAUGUUUUAAGGUGUGUCUCCUGGUACAGAAUAACUGCUGUUCUUGUUUCUGGCUGCAGACGGCCUUUCUGACCCGCGCAGGGACACACGAAGGGUAACAACAUGCGUAAAAAUGUCUUAACUGUGAUGCGUCUCUUGACCCGCCUGUGCCAACACAUUAGCUAGGCUGUUGAUACGAAGAAGCACUCUGCAGAACACUGUGCACCUCCUUUCCUGCAGCCUGCUCCCCAAACCCUCCACGACUGUGAGUCGAUCACAGCUACCCUUGGCGUGUCCCAGAUGGUCUGAGGCUUUCUGUGGACUUCAGUGUACAGAAAAUCCUCCAGGCUGUAGGACUUAAAGCUUUGGUCAUUCUUUUCCCUUCCCACCACACUCCCUCCCCAGUGCCAACGACCAGGACUUUUACUAUGACUGGAGCUGUUGUGGUCCUUUCUGUCUUAUAUGCUGGCUUGUGUUGUAGUGCAAGACUUCCUUGACUCCUAUGCAUCUGCAGAGAAAGCUGCACCGUCACAAUCCCUACAAAAUGCUGACUCAUGGUUUGCUUGAUCCUAGCUUGUUUACACCAAAGCUAUGAGGAGCGCAGCGCUAUAAAACACACACAGCAAGAAGAAAAAGAAAAGAGAUUAUGGACAAGUAUGCGUGUCCAGAUUGAAGCCAGAUUAUUUUCUUCAUCUAAAAUUUGCCUCAGUGACGAACAGGAAAUGUUUCACUGAGAGAGGGACGGUUUUUAGAAAAUCCAAACCAAAUCUAAAGGUUUGUUGAAGAUUUGUUGCUCCUACAAGAUCAAACCAUUUUAACAAACUUUUUAACCCGAUAGAGGAAAGAAACAUGGACUUUUGUUAAAAGAGAUAGGUCUCCUGUUUGGUCUCUGUCUUCAAUCUAGUCUGAUGAGAUGAGACAAAUGUUCUGGCUGCAGUUCCUCAGUGACUCUGAGACAAACGUCCUUCUAACUGUUUUGCAGUCAUGUCACUUCUGAAAAAUGGAUUUGUACGUCAGAACGCCUGUGACCUGCACAUCUACCUAAAAGAUGAGACUGUUUUCUUCACCUGCGAGCCAGGCGCGAAAGAGUCCACCGAGUUGGGGGUGGGUGGGCAGACGUGUCUCAUGAACGGGACCCCAAGAGCGCCCUGUCCUCAGUGGGGCGCUGGCAGCCGCUCUGCAACAGCUCUGCAGCCGCUCUGCGUCAGCUCUGCAGCCGCUCUGCAACAGCUCUGCAGCCGCUCUGCAACAGCUCUGCAGCCGCUCUGCAACAGCUCUGCGACAGCUCUGCAGCCGCUCUGCGUCAGCUCUGCAGCCGCUCUGCGUCAGCUCUGCAGCCACUCUGCAACAGCUCUGCAGCCGCUCUGCAACAGCUGUGCAGCCGCUCUGCAACAGCUCUGCAGCCGCUCUGCGUCAGCUCUGCAGCCGCUCUGCAACAGCUCUGCAGCCGCUCUGCAACAGCUCUGCAGCCGCUCUGCAACAGCUCUGCAGCCGCUCUGCAACAGCUCUGCAGCCGCUCUGCAACAGAUCUGCAGCCGCUCUGCAACAGCUCUGCAGCCGCUCUGCAACAGCUCUGCAGCCGCUCUAACACUCCCCUGGAGAGCUUUGGCGUUGUAACAAACCCACUUUUUUGAUUUACAGACCUUUGCCUGAGUUUGUACAAAACAUCUGCAGGGGGGAAUUGGACCCUUAACCCUGUUUUCUGAUAGAAACGUGAGUUUAACUGUGACUUUUACUUUGUGUUUGCCAAACGCUGUGAACUGGAGCCGCUGUGUUGUAAAAGCAAAAAACUUCACAAGAAUAUUUUCCCAUUUCUGCCACACAGAAAUGAUGCAGAAACAUUUCAGAGAGACGUUCGAUAGACGUCCUUAACCCUUGUUUUACGUCAUCUAUUGGCUGAUUCUUUUUUGUUGUUGUUUAUUAUAUUGUGUGUAUCAUAUUUAUAUUUCAUGUUAUUGUUUAAUUAAAGUACUUUAUUUCAGUGUAUUGACGAAAUCUGAUCAGAAAUAAGGCAAAUAUUCUUGUUUAGUUUUGAAAUAAGAGCUGAAAACAUGCAGGCAGCUUCACUGCAUCUUCGUCAAACCAAGCUCCUUCUCCUCGCACAUGCUCCCCCCAAUCCCACAAGAAGCUCUCCUUCUGUAACCGGAGUCAUGUGUUGGUUGUACCUGAGCUUUGCUUUGCUGCCAAAGGCAGAAAAUACCACAUAUCAGACCCAAAUGAUGUCAAAUCCGGAUUUCUCAAAGUACAUAUCAACCGUGGAUGCAGAAAUAUUCCUGCACUCCUGGGAAAUGCAAAAAUACUGCUCCAAUUUUGGGGAAUGCAGAAACAAUUACAUAUUACAAGUGUUUCUGCAUUCCAAGGGAUGCAGAAAUGUUCACCCAGUUCUGCAAAGAUAUUGCAGCAUUUCCAAGGAAUAUAGAAAUAUUUGGCCAUUUCCAGUCAUUGCAGAAAUAUUGCAUAUUGCAGACGUUCUUCUGCACCAUUUUUUGCAAAAUGCAGGAAUAUUUUAGGAUUUCCAGAAAAUGCUGAAAUAUUGCCGCAUUUCGAAGCAAUUUAGGAAUAUUGCUGCAUUUCCGGGGAAUGCGGUUCUGGAGCCGUCACAUGCGACUAAAUGAAGUGCAGAGGAGAGAGUUGAAAGGAACUUAACUUAAAUGCAUUCCAAUAGUUUCCCCUAAAGAUUAAGACUGUUUCUGUUUCUUUGGUUGUAAAUAUGAAUUUUGGAUAUGUCACUGUGUUUGUUUUUAAAUGGAAUUAAUUUAUUUAAUACUUCUAUAUUGUUGUUUCUCCUGUCCUGACUUAGUUUUUGCUGAAGCAAGUUAAGGGUCGGUGUUUUUGCUUGGAGUGAUGAUGGUUUCUCCACAGCAGUGCUCUGCAGUAUUUCCUGACGUGUAACAUUUUCUGUUGAAGUGUGUUGUGUUUGAACCGCUCGCUGUUGUUCUCUCCGCUCCUUUUGUUCAGAGAGUUUCCAAAUCAUGACAAAAAAAAGCACCUGUUUAGCUGUUUUUCUCACAGCUGGGACACCCAGUAAGAACAUGCAUGGGUGGGGGUGGGGGGUGGGGGUAAUCAAGUUUUUCAUUUUAAAAUGAGAAUGAACUCUAGUUUAGUUGUCAGGUGGUUUGUUGUGAACUGAGAAGACUUUGUGUCGGUGGUGUGCUUGUGGGGCAGCACCCUUUCAGAGAUGGGAGACGAUUUCUGGUAACUUCAGAAACAAAGAGGCUCAGUGUGAGUCAAAAAAUUGUUUUUUUAAGUCUUUAAAUGUUGACUGCAAUCCCAAAAAGUUUGAAAACUUUACUGCAGAAUGUCUGAAUCUUGGGAGGAAUAAUACCGUCUAAUGUUCACUCACAUGAGACUCUUAACAUCACUGAAAGGAAAUGACUGUUUUUAGAAAAUAUGAUUCCUUUGUAAUAAUAAAUAUAUAUGUGACGCCUGUUGGUAAGCAAAUAAAAUCAAUCAGUAGAACACAAUUCGCUUAUUUAGAAUCUUUUCAGUGCUCCUAUUAUCGUAUUUUCCUCAUCAUAGGGCACACCGUAAACAAUUGACAUAUUUUAAACUUGUCUAUUCGCACGUAAUUUUCGAAACACUUGCAGCCACUUUUUCUUUUUUCUUGGCCUCACGGACCCAGAGGACGGGUUAAGGUUAGGAUUAUGGCUGUGGUUAGGGUUAAACCACCAAAUAGUUCCUGAAUACUGCUGUUUUUGCAGCUCACCGCUCCUCCAAGGGGUGGAUCAAAUGUGGAGAACACGUCACACACCUAGGUGCAUGAUGGGACUUUAAAUUUAACCUUGGCCGCACUUAAAAUAUGUGCGGGAAAUGCAGCAAUGUGCAUCUUGGCUGCAAGUAUUACGAGUGGCCAACGUGAAUUUCCAUCACUUUUUGUGCGGGUCGCACAUAAAUAAGUGCGAAUAACAUCAGACUUUUAACCUUUGUCAUAUAUAAGGUGCAUCGAACAAAAUGCGCAUCAAGUGAGUCAAGAGUUGGAGAUAAACCCAUCAGUCAGGUUUACUGCAUUUACAGUCAUUUUACAACUCGCCACACAUUAGCCACGUUAGCAUAUUCAGAAUAACCGACAACCACACGUUCUGACAGAGCACAGUGUACCUCUCAAAAUCGCUCACUUAAUCAGUUUUUUUUUUUUUUUAAUUGUUAUGGCUUUUAAGUGGGCCUUAUAAUGCAGAAAAUACGGUCAGUGGAGACAACAUUUUUAAAAAGAUCUCUGGUGUCUGCCAUUUGAAAGUUCUACAACUUCUUUUUGUUUUUGAAUCCUCGUUUUUGUUGUCAUGCUUGGAUUUGGUGGUUGGGCUUCUUGGCUCCAUGGAGGACAGAGGAGGUGUUUUCUAUGAGCAUGCUGCGGGGUGGAGGGCGGAGGUGAUGCUGGUUUGGAUGGAGUUGCUGAGGAAGAGGAGCAGAAUGUCGAAGCAGCGCUGAGAUGUUUGCCUGCAGGAUUCAGGGCUCUUACAGAACAGCUGUUGGAGCAUCUGGACUUUGGAAAUGCUGCUUUUCUAUUUGUCUUCAGUCAUUUCAGUUGCUGUGGAGAUGGGGCGAGGGGGGGGGGGUCCCUGCUGCGGCUGCUGCUGCUGCUGCUUUUGUAUGUUAUGGACGUCUGCAUCAGGCAGAGGGACAGACUGAAUGGAGCUGAUGGUUGAAGUUUUGUCUGUGUGGAUUAUUAGGGGUUUGUGUUUCAUUUUGAAAGGGAUUUGAUUUCAGUGCUGGGGGGGGGAGUCUAACUCUUAUCAAACUGGGGGUGGUGGGUCUAAUUUUUAGCAAACUGGGGGGGUCUAACUCUUAUCAAGGCUUUAUCCAUGCAGGCCGUUCAUUUUUUUUAGCAUUCCUGCAGAUAAUCUGAUUUUUUUUUGUGACUGUUUCCACAUCUGGACGGCCUUCAAAGAAAACUAUAAGGUUUAUGAAUUGGGGGGGGGGGGUCUCCUGAGUUGUCCCAGGUUUGCAUCAGUCUCCUCGGAAUUAUUCGUUUCUGCUCAUAACAUCCCUGUUGGAAUUUUUUGGCUCAGUGCUGUUAAACUUUCUUCAGCAGGAUUAACGUUUUUGCUUUUUGUCAUGAUUUAAGAGACUGAUCUGAAAUGAGGCCAUUAUGUCAUUGUGCUAAAAUGAAUAUAAAUAUGAUAUAUUAAAAUAUAUUUGCUAACCAA